AUGAAUUUCUGAUUCCGGCGGCCGAAUAUCGAGCUCAAACCCUAGGAGUGAGGGAGAGAUCGCAUUAGCAGAGCGAUGACGACCCGCUUUAAGAAGAACAGGAAGAAGCGAGGGCACGUGAGUGCCGGCCAUGGGCGCAUCGGAAAGCAUCGCAAGCAUCCCGGCGGUCGCGGUAACGCAGGUGGUAUGCACCAUCACCGGAUCCUGUUCGAUAAGUACCAUCCCGGGUACUUCGGUAAGGUUGGCAUGCGUUACUUCCACCGACUUCGCAACAAGUUCCACUGCCCCAUCGUCAACAUCGAUCGCCUCUGGUCUCUCGUACCGGAGGAGGUCAAGGCUGCCGCCACGAAGGCUCCUGGUGGCAGCGCUCCAAUGAUCGACGUUACCCAGUUCGGAUACUUCAAGGUCCUCGGAAAGGGUACGCUGCCGCCAUCACAGCCUCUUGUCGUCAAGGCUAAGCUCGUGUCCAAGAUUGCUGAGAAGAAGAUAAAAGAGAAUGGGGGAGCUGUAGUUCUCACUGCUUGAUUGGAUCGGAUACAGGUGCUAGUUCGUGGAGUGUUCCUAAGGUUUUAUUCUGUUUUGGCUUUUAAUUUUGAGAUAUAAGGUCUAUGCAUUGUUUACUAUUGAAGUAGUUGAUUAGAUUUUUGUGCGGAAAUUAUUAUUGAACAUAUCUGUUUAGCUGAAGCAAACUUAAUGAUGAUGCAAAUUUCAAGUUUAAAGCAGGAAUGAUGAUUAUGUGGA
Messenger RNA from Dendrobium catenatum, 741 nucleotides. RefSeq names its product 60S ribosomal protein L27a-3-like. Gene Ontology annotation, molecular function: structural constituent of ribosome. Bases 76 to 525 code for a protein of 149 amino acids. The record is from RefSeq and is a predicted model, not a curated record. NCBI's taxonomy places the organism in Eukaryota, Viridiplantae, Streptophyta, Magnoliopsida, Asparagales, Orchidaceae. Gene Ontology annotation, cellular component: cytosolic large ribosomal subunit; ribosome. Gene Ontology annotation, biological process: translation. The transcript has a single exon.